GGUUCAAACAGCGGCGCGAAACCAAAAUAUGUAGCGUUAGCCUUUGAAAGUAUUUAUCGUCAAUAAUUAAUUAGUUUUAUGCACGGAGAGAAAACCUGUAGAUCCCAUCAACACCAAAAGACAUACAUCAUUUAAGCUGUAGAUUGAUCUACGCUGCAGCGUGAGUAGAAGUAGAAAAAAAAAAGUUUACGCGGAGCUGCAACUAGCUAACGAUAGUACGAAAAGCAAGGUAAAACUUCAUUUGUGCAGUAAAUUAGCGUGUGUAAUUAUGAAACCACUGAGAGGAUCCAAUCGGAAUGCAUCGAAAGCACCAAACAGCAAGGCUAAAGACAAGAAGCCAAAUGCUGAGAAAAAGAGAAAGAAGGAAGUAAACAAACUGCAGGACACUGAGAAUGAAGACGAGAAUGGUAAAACAACUCAACUUAAAACAUCACGAAAGAGAAAAGCUGAGUCCCAUUCACAACCAUCAAAAAUAAAGGAACAGAAGAAAAGGAGGCAGAUGUCUGUAUCCUCUGUAGCAGAUUUGGAGAAAAUCAUGGAUCUUUCAAUAUUAGCAACCCUUGCUGGGAAGUGGGCAGAGAAGAAAGAGGUUCAGGAACACCUAAAUGUUGUAAAAAAGAGAUUUCUUGACCACUGUUCAACACUUAAAGUCCCCGGUCACAAACAGAAAUCUGAAUGUGCAAUUCAUCGUAUUCAGGAAGAAACCAAGAAAUUAGGAUCUGAGAAACAAACUCUGGACUCCUUAGAAGAGAAUCUGACGGCUGUGGUGAGUGCGUUGGAGAAGAAUGAACAGGAGAUGAACUCUCUUGAGCACCAGUGCAGUGUCCUGAGGAACCGACUGCAGGAUCAGGAGGAAGAAGCUGAAGAGGUCCUGACCACUAUGUACCACUAUAUACCCCCCUUUAGUUCUAUCUCAUUACAUGGAUGACAUGGGGUUCGGGGCCCUUUGCUAAGGGCUGUCCGGUCAGACCUGUUCCCAGUGCAUUUUGAACUCCGUCAGGGGCUGCGUUUUGUCACAGAAUUUCUAGGUGCAGUUUGGGGACCACAGGAUCU
Molecule: messenger RNA, 1053 nt
Organism: Boleophthalmus pectinirostris (great blue-spotted mudskipper)
Lineage: Eukaryota; Metazoa; Chordata; Actinopteri; Gobiiformes; Gobiidae
Gene: cenpq
Product: centromere protein Q
Exons: 6
Coding region: 269-928 (219 amino acids)
Source: RefSeq, a predicted model, not a curated record